This is a messenger RNA of Trichomycterus rosablanca, 2289 nucleotides long. Its product is annotated as hyaluronan synthase 1-like. The record is from RefSeq and is a predicted model, not a curated record. Gene Ontology annotation, cellular component: plasma membrane. Gene Ontology annotation, molecular function: hyaluronan synthase activity. The transcript has 4 exons. The coding region runs from base 1 to 1698 and encodes 565 amino acids. Gene Ontology annotation, biological process: extracellular matrix assembly; hyaluronan biosynthetic process. NCBI's taxonomy places the organism in Eukaryota, Metazoa, Chordata, Actinopteri, Siluriformes, Trichomycteridae.
AUGCAAACCAGCAGAAUUUUAAAAAAGCUUGGCAUCGCGGUUCGAAUCUUUUUUACAUUUCUCUUUGCUGCACUGAUACUUGCAUUGGUCAUAUAUGCCUACAAUGCACAUGUCAACAUACUGAUGUCCGAAUAUGGCGUCAUGGCAUUUGGCUUUUACGGGCUCCUGCUUUGUCUUCACCUGCUGGUCCAGAGUGUUUUCGCCUUUGUGGAGCACCGAAGGAUGCGAAAACGAUGUGAGGCUUGUUCUUACACCAAGACGGUUGGCUUCACCAUCUCUGCUUACCAGGAGGACCCAGCCUACCUGCGGGACUGCUUACAAUCUGUUAGGGCUCUUCAGUAUCCACCUGAACUUCUUCGCAUCAUCAUGGUGAUUGAUGGGAACACAGAGGACGAUCGCUACAUGAUGGACAUGUUCAAUGAGAUCUUUGCAGAUUUUGAACCCAGCUGCUAUAGGUGGCAGCACAACUAUCACACAUGGGACUCAAAGGUGCAGCAGGGGCAGACGGAGGGUUCACAACCUCAGGAGGAUCCGGAGCGCAAAGAGGUGGAGGAGCUGAUCAGAUCUAGGAGCUGUGUUUGUAUCAUGCAACAGUGGGGAGGAAAACGAGAAGUGAUGUACACUGCAUUUAAAGCCCUAGGAUCAUUGGUGGACUACAUCCAGGUGUGUGAUUCAGAUACAAAGCUGGACCCUUUGGCAACUCUAGAGCUGGUGAAGGUGCUUGAAAGUAACCCAAAAUAUGGCGCUGUAGGUGGUGAUGUGAUGAUCCUCAACCUGAAGGACUCAUACAUUAGCUUCAUGAGCAGCCUGAGAUACUGGAUGGCUUUCAACGUUGAGAGAGCUUGCCAGUCAUUUUUUGACUGUGUCUCCUGUAUCAGCGGCCCCUUAGGUCUGUAUAGGAAUGACCUCCUGCAAAAAUUUCUGGAGGCUUGGUACAAUCAGAAAUUUCUUGGACAGCACUGUACUUUUGGAGAUGAUCGCCAUCUCACCAAUCGUAUGCUGAGCAUGGGCUAUGCCACCAAGUACACUGCUCGCUCCAGGUGCUAUACGGAGACGCCAGCCCAGUUCCUGCGCUGGCUGAACCAGCAGACUCGCUGGACCAAGUCGUAUUUCCGUGAGUGGCUCUUCAAUGCCCUGUGGUGGCACAAGCAUAACCUCUGGAUGACCUAUGAGUCCAUCGUGGCAGGGGUCUUCCCCUUCUUCGUCACGGCCACCAUCAUUCGCCUCUUCUGGACCGGCACACUGUGGAACAUUCUGUUUGUGCUUUGCACCAUUCAGCUGGUCGGACUGAUCAAGGCGGUGUAUGCCUGCCUCUUGCGAUGGGACUUUGUGAUGAUCUUCAUGUCUCUCUAUUCUGCACUCUACAUGACAAGCCUUCUGCCUACCAAGUACUUUGCCAUGAUCACUAUGAACAUGAGCAGUUGGGGCACCUCAGGCCGAAAGAAGAUAGUGGGCAAUUACAUACCCCUGCUCCCGCUUUCUGUGUGGGCAGCUAUUUUGCUGAGUGGUCUGUGCUACGCAAUCUAUAGGGAAAGCAGGGAGGACUGGUAUUCACCUAAAAAAACUGAAGAGAAAAAACACUUGGUCUUUGGGAGUGUUGCUUAUAUCAGUUACUGGCUUAUAAUGAUUAUUUGUUACCAGCUAUUCAUUCGGAAAUUGUGCAGAAAACGUUCACAGGGUUACAAUGUGAAUGUGUAGUGUAGUUUUUCUAAUUUAAAUCGUGAAUUUAUUUAUUAACUUGUGUAAGAAGUAUGUUUUCAUACUUUUUACAUACAAGUCUCUGAUGAAGGAUUCUUUACAGUAUAUUAAUGUUUUCAAAAUAUUCUUAAUGAAAUAUGAUAAAUCUUAGUUGACAUAAAUAUACACACUUUGCACUUCGUGUGGCUAAAAUAGGGGUGGUACAUUUGUACAUUUGUGCAUCAUGGCACCCAUAAAGUAAAUACACUGACCAUUGUAAUUGACAAAUGAGACUUUUUGGUUUCACUAAAACACAUAGCCACACAAAAUGAAAAUAUAAAUUUCAUUUAACUAAAUUUUUCUUACUUUCUUCACUGUAUACUUAUAUCUGCCACAACAGAUGUAAAAUGAGCCCUUUUUACACCACUACAUUGUUAAAAGUAGUGUUGGACUACAGGAAUGUUGCAUUCAGUUCUUGUGGUCCAUGUGGAACCGUUUACAGACUUGAAUGUUUUUCAAUGUAUAUUAUUAAUAUAGAACUGUAAAUGUAUUGUACAGAUGGUGUUUUGAAAAUGUGAAGUAUUUAAAAAAAAUAAAGUAUUUAUUAGUAAA